AUGAAGCUAUCAUCUGUCUCGGAAUCUCGGGCCGACGCAUUUUUAUCAUCAAUCUCCAUGGCCUACCCGAAUCUAUAUCGUGUGUACCUCGUCGUCUGCCUCAUUCUAGGCAUCUUCACUUGGUCCGCGCAAGCUCAAGAUGAUCCUUUGGCAAACUUCGGGGACACUAUUCAAGUCCUCGGUCAGAUGGCUCGAACAGACCAAGAUUUCAAAGAUGGUCUUGCCCUCGACUUGUUCUCUCCCACCAACCGAACACUUGUUGUCACAAACAAUACCUCACCCCUGCCAGGGAACUUUGUCAAAGGAUCUUCCGGAGAAGGGUUCACCAGCCUCUCAACGUACAGUUGGAUCGUCAAGAUGAACGAGACGGCUCAAGACCUCAUUGCUAAGAUUGAACUGCCAUACGACCCCGUUGCCCUACAAAAGGAAGGCUUCGACGUUUCCAAUACUUUCGUUGGCAAACUAGCACCCGACGGCAAGGCCUGGGUGAUCUCAGAGAACCAAAGAAAUGUCCACGUGUCGGAAAACAAGACCCGGAUAAUCAAGCUGACAUCAUUAGACGGUGAAUACAUGCUGCUGGGCCGCAAGUCUGUAGAUAACUCCAACAUAUUUGUUCAAUACGGACAGGGCGCUACACGGACGGUCAACGUCACUGGAGGAGCUGGCAUUCAAGAGGCGGAAUUUGUUGAUGGCCUGCGGUUCAGUGUGGCUGCAGCGGCACCGUUCGCUUUAAAUGUCGAUAUUCCCAACGGAGUCGAUCAGGCUGCAUUGCCAGAAAAUACCAUGCCUCUCAAUUCCUUUUCCUGGGUCAUCAAUACGACAGCAACAUCAUCCAGCGGCCUGUCGGCCACUGUCAGCUUCCCUUUCAACACAGAAAUGCUCGCCGCCAAAGCACCUGAUCGAAAGCCACAACAGCUCAUUGUUGCAAGGCGUGCCCUGAACGCCACCUCAACGGAGAGAUUUUCGGCUCUAGAGAAGCAGAAACUGAGCUGGUCUGCAAAUACCAUCAGCGCUGAGGGUCUACCGCAGCUCGAUGGGCAAUAUGUACUAGUGAUCAUGGGAAACGGCUUGGGAGAUGACGAAGAGAAAGAUGAUUGA
Diaporthe amygdali is the source of this 1098-nucleotide messenger RNA. RefSeq lists its product as uncharacterized. The coding region runs from base 1 to 1098 and encodes 365 amino acids. The transcript is spliced from 6 exons. The record is from RefSeq and is a predicted model, not a curated record. Lineage: Eukaryota; Fungi; Ascomycota; Sordariomycetes; Diaporthales; Diaporthaceae.